This is a messenger RNA of Aspergillus caelatus, 300 nucleotides long. RefSeq lists its product as uncharacterized. The record is from RefSeq and is a predicted model, not a curated record. The transcript has a single exon. The coding region runs from base 1 to 300 and encodes 99 amino acids. NCBI's taxonomy places the organism in Eukaryota, Fungi, Ascomycota, Eurotiomycetes, Eurotiales, Aspergillaceae.
AUGAAGAAAAAGGAGGGUCAGCAUGUCCCCAAGGUCCUCAAGAAGCCCGAAAAUGUCUUCUCUGGAACAGAUCCGCUUGCCUCCAAGGUCCUCGUCCACUGUGACCGCACGUCGACACAAGUGGGACAUCGAAAUCUCAGCGCCCUUCCACCAUGGACACUUCCUCUGACAUUCAUCUUCCUCCUCCUAGGUCUACAGUACCUUCUAGGACUAUCCUCACAUCGGUUCCCGGGGAAUAACGAACGAGUCACCGUUACGCCGAGAUACGCAUCCUUCUUCAUCAUACAGUGCGAGAGGUGA